GUUAGUGUUUAGAUUAUGUUACUUGAAUUUGGUUUGUUCUGCUAGUAAUAGUCAAAAUAAGUAUUUGUGAAAAUCCGUGAAAAUUUUAUUUUUAUUGUUUGAAAGGGAUUCUAAAAUAUUAAUUAGUGUUUGUUGGUGAUAUUUGUGUGAAUGUGUUUGUGGAUAAACAUUUUAAGCAAUGGAUAGUUUUAAACUUUUAUGUAUCAGAUCCCAAACAUUUCACUAUUAUUCUGGAUGUAUUAAAAUUAGUACACUUUUCAAGAAUUCAACUGAAUAAAUUAAACCAUAUUUUAAAUCUAAAUCAUGAUGGGAUCUGUCCAAAGAGCAUUUGCUCAGAAACUGUCAAGUCAACAUGCAGCGGAGGUGAGACGGCAGAUUGCUUCUCCACUUGGCAGAGAUCUAAACAAGACUGAGAACCGGAUCAUGAAUACUUCAUCACCAUCAGACGUUGUGGAUCCUCUGGAUUAUGAAGAGUUUAUGCAACAACACCAGCUAGUUAUUGAUAGAGAUCCAUUACGAAACAUCUUGGACUUCCCUCCCAACGAUAUUGAAGUAUGCAUAGUUCCUCGCAAAAGUAGAACGAAAACACUACCGAUACCCAAGGAGCCUUUAGGAGAGCUGAGCCCACAUGUGAGAGACUGUGUGGAGUGUUACACCAGGGACUAUGUGGUGGUGGACUACCACUACCGUCACCAUUCCAGUAGCAACUGGAUGCGAGACAGACAUAGCGAGAAGGAGGCCCUCGUACAACUGGUUCCUCACCAGGAGUUUGAAAUUGAUUUGGAACAUUCAAGUUCUAACGGCUCAACCGAUGACACCAGUUACAAGGUCAAGUUGGUUGGGGCAGACCGUGUUGUGACCACAGAUAUGCCAAGAGGCAGCUGGGCAAGCUUUGACCUCUUGAACUCUGUGAGUGAUCCACUAAUCCCGCCACUACUGGAGCGUAUGCCACCUGACACCAUUGACCAAAUCAAUCAAGGCAAGCGUCAGGAGAAUCGACAGGAUUCCCUGUUUCUUCUGUACCCUGUGCAACAGCAAGAGGAGUUGGUGGAGAGGAGAUUAAUGCCCGAGUUGCCUUCUGAACACCAACCACACCGAAUUCUAGUCAAGUGCCUACAACUCAAGUUGGAACUAGAGGUGGAACCGAUAUUUGCGUCUAUCGCUUUGUACGACGCAAAAGAGAAGAAGAAAGUGUCAGAGAACUUCUACUUUGACAUGAACCCUGACAGUUUGCGCAAGAUGGUGGAGCCCCACGUGGGCCCGUUUGACGUGAGCACACUUAGUCGUGCCUGUGUCCUCAACGUGACCUAUCCCUCUCCCGACCUGUUCCUUGUCAUCAAACUGGAGAAGGUGCUACAAGGUGAUAUCAAUGAGUGUGCUGAACCAUACAUGAAGGAUGAAAAGAACCUGGACAAGGUGAGAGUGAACGCAGUACAAUGCUGUGAGCGGUUAGGCAAGUAUCGCAUGCCGUUCGCAUGGACCGCCAUCUACCUGAUGAAUGUUGUAUCCGGAGUGAACAGCCUGGAGCGUGAUUCCUGCAGCGACAAGGAGAGCACUGGCUCUAACAGUUUAGAUCGGAAAUCAAGUAUGAGCAACUUUGAACAGCUGCGGAAACGUGCGAGUGACAUGGGGUCACUUACACGGCGAGGCUCGUUAGAGCGGCGGACAAGUGCAGACAAACGGUACUCCUGGUCUCCUGAGGACCUCACCUCCAGCCUCGACACCUUCCGUCCUGUCACACUUACGGUUACAAGCUUCUUCAAACAGGAAAGUGACAAGUUGAGGGAUGAGGACCUCUACAAAUUCUUGCAGGACCUCAAGAGGCCUUGUUCAGUGCUGAAGAAACUUAAAUCUAUCCCUGGAGUACUCAAACUGGACAUCUCUCCCUUCUCUGAAGAUGUGAAGGGCUGCCUCACCCCUGAACUUGAACCUCUCAUCCCUGUCUCUGAUUUUGACACUCUUUCUGGCUCCGAAGGAAAGAGUCGUCCAAUAAAAGAAAUAUUAGAGUUUCCUGCGAAAGAAGUCCUUCUGCCUCACUUCUUUUACAGAAACCUUCUGUACGUCUAUCCUAAAGAACUGAAUUUCACUGGCCGUACGGGGUCAGCGCGAAACAUCGCAGUUAAAGUACAGCUCAUGUGUGGAGAGGAGGAUCACCAUGCUCUACCAGUCAUAUUCGGCAAGUCCUCUUGUCCAGAAUACUGUCCGGAGGCCUACUCUACAGUCAGCUAUCACAACAAGUGUCCGAAUUUCUAUGAUGAAGUGAAAAUGAGUCUUCCAGCGAACUUGACGGAUCAACACCAUCUGCUUUUCACCUUCUACCACAUCAGCUGCCAACGGAAACUGGAACAGAAUACAGUUGAGACUCCUGUCGGGUACACGUGGCUGCCGCUAUUUCAGGACAACAGAUUGAGGCUGGGAGAGUUUAUCUUGCCUGUGAUGAUGGAUCACCCUCCACCCAACUACUCAUACAUCACACCGGACGUAUUGUUGCCUGGCAUCAAGUGGGUGGACAACCACAAGGGCAUCUUCACAGUCCACGUGGAGGCCGUUACCUCUGUACACACUCAGGACAUUUAUUUAGAUCACUUCUUGAACUUGUGUGCCACCUUGGAGCAAGGGCGUAUCCCACAGAGGAUGCAAGAGACUAGUGUCGAAGGAGAGCUUAAAAUAAGUAUCAUAAACCUGAGCCAUGCCAAGACAGAGCCCCUGACCAAGUUUUUGCCGCUGAUCCUGGACAAGUUGGUGGCACUCCUGGUCAAGCCUAUCACUCUCGACAGUCUCACUCUUAACAUCAGUCAGACGGUUUUCGAAGCUAUCACCAACAUUGUGAAAAACAUCACUGCCCUUCAAGAAGUAAGCCAGGACGCAAUGGGGCGACACCCUCUCUUAACUGCCUAUGUUGCUUACCAGUGCGCCUUGCCCCACCCAGAGACUAAGAUUCAACUCAACCAGUUCCCUUAUGCCAGAAGCAACAGCAACCCAGUUCCCUACAUAACAUUGCCCCUGAAGAUUCAGAGGUCAACUCUUACUCAAGAGGUCUCGAUCGCACAUCCAGCAGAAAUACUAUUUGAGCUCCCAUGGAUCCAAAAAAGGGUGUGUCAGGAGAAUGUGAUCUACAAGAUGAAUUGCUGUAAGCUUGUACACGAGGAGGUGGCACUGCAGUGGGUGGUCGCCAGUGGACUAGCCCGGGAACUCUCGAUGGCCAAUUCAUGGUUUUUCUUUGACCUAAUGAUCAAGAGUAUGAUUGAACAUAUGGUGGCCACUCAGAGCCUGGAAGUGCCACGUAAACUGCGGUUCUCCGAGCAGUUCACAGAUGAUGUCUCUACACUAGUCACUACUUUCAUAUCAGAGAUCAUCGCUUCUUACAACAAAGAUCCCAAGUUGAUCCACAGCAUGAAUGCAAGCCUAGCUUUCUUCCUGUACGACCUUCUGUCCAUUCUGGAUCGGGGAUACGUGUUCCUACUCAUCAAAGCGUAUUGCAAGCAGAUGUCUGCCAAAAUAUCUUCACUGCCAGAUGGAGCCACCCUCUACAGUCUCAAGUUGGACUUUGUUCGAAUCCUAUGCUCACACGAGCACUUUGUUGCUUUAAAUCUUCCGUUUGGAACACCUUUGAUGUGGAGUUCUGCACCAGCCUCUCCCACACCGUCACAGGCAUCGUCUACUAGCCAGGCGCGUGACAAAACCUGUUUUGCUGAGCUCUCCUACGAGUACAAGCAGCAGCACUACCUCACUGGCCUGGUGCUCACAGACCUGGCUGUUGUACUGGAUAUGCAGAACCCCAGUCUACACAUAAAGGCGGUGAACACAGUACGCAAUUUGAUGACUUGUCAUGACUCGGACGCAAGAUUUGCUGAACCGGAGUGCAAAGCCAGAGUGGCAACCCUCUACCUCCCUUUGCUUGUCAUCGUCAUGGACAUGCUGCCUCAGCUGCACAACUGCAAUGCUGACACCAGAGGACGACUACAGCAGAACGAGGAGCUGGUACCAGAUGCGGGUAUCAACCAAUCAGUUGCUAUGGCCAUUGCUGGUACGUCCAUGUUUGGCAUCAAAGUCACUCCACCGGACAAAGUGAAGAUAUUUCAGCAGACUCGCCGAGCAGGCCUGAGCAAUGAGACCACUCGGAAUUUGCUCAUCUGCUUCCUGUGGAUCGUCAAAAACAUGGACAAGGAAGUGUUGCGCCAGUGGUGGCUUGAUCUGCCUGUCCAGCGGUUGCGCCAGUUGCUAGAAGUGCUCAACAUCUGCAUUUCGUGUUUCGAGUACAAGGGCAAGAAAGUGAUCAAGCACUCGGUGCAACAAUUCAAUAACAAAACUUUGGACAUCAAGUCUCGCCUAGAAGACGUUAUUUUGGGACAGGGUUCUGCACGUUGUGAGAUGAUGCUGCGUCGCAAAGAGAGGAACCCACCUUCACCAGGUUGGACCGGUGACCGGUUACGAUGGCGCAAGGAGCAGAUGGCAUACCGGCCGGCGACAGAUGUACCGGACAGACAAAGCCGGUCUCAGGCAGAGUCAGAUGCCCAUAUAGAAGGAAACCUUGCAACUGAAGUCAGCUUGGUGAUCCUCGACACACUUGAGCAGAUCGUUCAGGUUUCAUCCCAGUCGGACCACCUGCAGUGCUUGCUUGGCCCCACACUCAAAGUGCUGCUUCACGCUCUCUCACGGAACCAGAGCACGUUUGUGCUUCACAACAUGUUUGCCACUCAGCGCUCAUUGGUUUUUAAGUUCCCCAACCUUCUGUUUGACGAGGAGACAGAGCAGUGCGCUGACCUCUGCCUUCAACUGCUGAAACACUGCAGUUCUCUGCUGAGCAGCAUCCGCUCCCAUGCCUCAGCCUCUCUCUAUCUGCUGAUGCGCCAGAACUUUGAGAUCGGCAAUAACUUUGCUCGAGUGAAGAUGCAGGUAACCAUGUCCUUGAGCUCUCUAGUGGGCACCAGUCAGACAUUCAGUGAAGCCUCUCUGCGCAGGUCGUUGAAAACCAUUCUACUCUAUUCUGAAGAAGACCUGGAACUGCAGGAUACCACGUUUCCAGAACAGGUGAAGGACUUGGUGUUCAACUUACACAUGAUUCUAUCGGACACAGUGAAGAUGAAAGAAUUCCAAGAGGACCCGGAAAUGCUGCUAGACCUCAUGUAUCGGAUAGCCAAAGGUUAUCAGAAUUCUCCUGACCUACGACUCACAUGGUUGGCCAACAUGGCACAGAAACAUAUGGAGCACAACAACCACACGGAAGCAGCGAUGUGUCUGGUACACUCCGCAGCACUGGUGGCAGAGUAUCUGCACAUGCUAGAGGAUCAGUGUUAUCUACCCAAGGGAGCAGUGAGUCUGGAAGGUGUGACACCAAAUGCACUGGAGGAGUGUGCUGUCUCAGAGGAUGUCCUCAGCCCGGAAGAGGAGGGAGUGUGCCUCGGCAAGGACUUCACUGAGAGUGGACUUAUCGGCCUCUUAGAACACGCUGCCAACUCAUUCUACUCGGCUGGGAUGUAUGAAGCUAUGAACAAUGUGUAUAAGGUGAUGAUUCCUAUCACAGAAGCCAAUAGAGAUUACAAGAAACUUGCGAACAUUCAUGGGAAGCUUCAUGAUGCAUUCAAUAGAAUGGAGCAAUUACAGGGCAAAAGAGUGUUUGGAACAUAUUUUCGAGUAGGAUUCUAUGGAUCGAAAUUCGGAGAUCUGAAUGGGGAAGAGUUCAUUUAUAAAGAACCGACACUGACUAAACUGCCCGAGAUAUUUAGUCGACUGGAGAACUUCUAUGCUGAACGGUUUGGGCCAGACAACAUGGUCAUAAUAAAGGAUUCUAAUGUCGUGGACUCCAACAACUUGGAUCCUGAUAAAGCUUACAUUCAGAUCACAUACGUGGAGCCGUACUUCGAGCCAUACGAGUGCAGAUACCGGCUCACACACUUUGAUCGCAACUUCAACAUCAAACGGUUUGUGUAUGCAACACCUUUCACUACAAGUGGUCGAGCCCAUGGUGAACUUCACGAGCAGUUCAAGAGGAAAACAAUUCUCACGACAGCAAACCACUUCCCAUAUGUCAAGACAAGAAUUCAAGUUAUACAACGGAAACAAGUGGUGCUGACUCCUAUAGAAGUGGCUAUUGAGGAUAUCCAGAAGAAGACUGCAGAACUUGCACAAGCCACCCAGCAAGAUCCUCCUGACCCCAAGAUUCUGCAAAUGGUUCUGCAAGGUUGCAUAGGCACCACAGUUAACCAGGGGCCGAUGGAGAUGGCAAUAGUGUUUCUAUCAGACUUUGCUGAUGGCAAGGGAACGCCAACUAAACUUCAGAACAAGCUGAGGUUGUGCUUCAAAGACUUUUCUAAAAAGUGCUCGGAUGCUCUGAGGAAGAACAAGAACCUGAUUGGACCGGAUCAGCGGGACUAUCAGCGUGAGUUGGAGCGCAACUACCACCGGUUCAGUGACAGGCUGGUUCCCCUGAUCACCCUCCGCAAUACUCAUCCUCACGACAAGCUCGUCUCUCAUUCACACAGACUGCCAUGCACGUCAUAAUUCCUCUACACUUUGUGAUAUUUACAUGCUUAAAUUAAUUUUUUAUACAUAAUCAUCUGUUAGUAAAGACUAUGUUUUGUACUGUAGACGCCAAAUACAUUUUUUAGGAUAAGCAUAUUAUAGUCAACUGUAUAUAUUUUGAGACUGUUGUAAAACUUGCUCCACUGCAAGUUUAAUUUGGCAUUUCAAUAAGUAAUGCUUGUGAUAUUAUGCAAAAGUCAUUUAUUUGUUCCCCAAAGCAUAAUACUUAAUUGUUUGUUGUCUUCGUUGUUUUAGUUUCUAUAUUCUUAAAAAUAUUGAUAUUUUAAUAUUAGUUGAAGAGCUCUUCAGUACUUAAAAGCUUUCUUGUGUUCAUGCUAGUGCAAUAUGUUACCCUCAUACAGAUUACUAAUAAAUUAUAACAGUAUUUUAUAUUUAUAAACUUAAAUUUUGUUGAAAAGUAUUCAUGGCUUCCAGCUCUGAUUGCAAGCAAAUACUGCAUAAUACAUAUUUGUAUGCAUUAUGAAAAUAAAAAAAGAUUUAAAAAAUA
Molecule: messenger RNA, 7030 nt
Organism: Homalodisca vitripennis (glassy-winged sharpshooter)
Lineage: Eukaryota; Metazoa; Arthropoda; Insecta; Hemiptera; Cicadellidae
Gene: Zir
Product: dedicator of cytokinesis protein 7
Biological process (GO): positive regulation of GTPase activity; small GTPase-mediated signal transduction
Molecular function (GO): guanyl-nucleotide exchange factor activity
Source: RefSeq, a predicted model, not a curated record